GGUGUGGGGCCUGGGAUUGGGGCUGGAGCUCAAGUUAUUAAAGCAUGGCUGAUAAAGCAAGAGAUGGAGACACGGAAGAUUCAUCGAAGAAAAGUGAAGAUGGGGAGUCAGGAGGUCGGGAAUCCACUGAUGGGACAGAGAGGACCCUGUCCCCGCCGGGGUCUGACUUCCUGAAGGCAAAUCUGUCCGACAGCGACCGGCGCUCGAGCGAAGACAACAGAGACGAAACCAUCGACAUAGGCAGAGGGAGAAGCAGGGAAACGAAAAAGAAGCGAGUCAAGGUGCAGUUCAAUACCGAGGAUGAGGUGCAGCACUUUGAAGUUCAGGGAAAGCCGAAGGUCCGUCUGGAAAUUUACUCUGAUUCCAAAGAGGCCAGGAGCCAAGAUGACAAGAGUUACAGGAGCCAGGAUGAGUCCUUAUCUGGGGAGUCUGAGGGGACGGUAUCCCCGACUUCCUCAAACAAGGGACGGGAGCAGAAGUCGCCGAAGAAAGAGAAGAAAAAGAAACAGUACACUAAGGUGCAAUUCAAUCAGGACAAGCAAAGUAGAGACAAGAUGCAUUCCAAUGAGGGCAAAAGUGUGGAGGCCAGACUGGUCAUCACGCCAUGCCCUCUGGAACUGGCUGUGGUCAUCGUUAGAGAGCUGCCGGUGCCCGGCUCCAUGGAGUACGUCAACGUGGUGGACACCAGCGCGGAGGCUGUCCAGGUACCUGAAACCCUCUUCUUGGGAAGCUUCCCCACCCCCCAGAUCUCUGAGAAGGAGUUUUCCAUCACGAGCCAAGAGCUGGCGGUGGCUGGGGACGCCCAGGUCACUGCUCGCAGCGAGAGCGAGGAGGAGGAGGAGGUGGUCAAGGAAGCGAUAGAGGGCAAGAGAGAGGAGCCGGCCAGUGUGGUGGAACAGCCUCCGGAAGAGCAUACCUCCAAGGUGUCCACUGCUAUCUGUGACACCAUAUUUGAGGAUAAAUACAAGAACUACAUGAAACCAAACUCUUUGAAUUUAGCCUGGGCGUUUGGGAUAAACCGAGACAUCCCGGUGUAUGCUCUGCAUCUCGACGUACGCAGAGUCAUUCUCUACGUCUCGUCACACACCGCGGUGCUGGCUAACUUUUUCCUUGGUCGCCAGUAUCUCUUGCAGGGUCACUGCAGUCCCAUAUCAUGUAUUGCUUUGAGUGGGAAUAAGAGAUGGUUGGCAACAGCAGACAUGGGCCCAGAGAGCUUGGUGAUAGUCUGGGACAUUUUCUCAGGAAUACCCGUACAGACACUCUUUAACUGUCACCCGAAGGAUGGGGUUGGAGCCAUGGCUAUCAGCCACAACGCUAAAUACCUGGGAACGAUCAGCGCAGGAAAAAAUCAGCGAGUCUGUAUCUGGGAUUGGACCUCAGAAACCAAAGGACCACUGUGUUGUGUGGACCUCAGCCCCGCUUUCUCUCCUCAGCAUUUUUUCCUGUUCAAUCCCAAAGAUGAGACUGAGUUGUUGAGCAACAGUAAGCAUGAGAUCGUGUUCUACACCUGGAAAGGGAACCAGUUGGAUUUUUCUGCCCCAGUUCUCACAGACCAAACAUUUAACAAGACAGUGGGACUCUUCAGUCAAUCGGUUUUCCAUCAUAAUCCUUCACAAGCACUGACUGCCACAUCCGCAGGCAACCUGGUGAUCUGGGACACAAAGAGCCCGCCCGAAAUCUCACUCAACGCUGAGAUUAAAUCGUACAAGAAGAAAGCUCUCAAACUAGUGCACCUGCAAAAUGAUGGUAUCACAGUGGUCACUUUUUCGGAUAGGUAUGUCGUGACCGGCGAUGUUAAAGGUGUCAUUAAGUUUUACAGUGAGGACCUUAACAUAAUGAAUUGGUACAGUAACUUCAACCUGGGACCCAUCAAUUCCAUUUCCUUCUCUAAGAGGCCAGCAGCUCCAGCCAGUGAGAAGACUUCUUAUCCAUCGGAAUCCACCAUCAAAGCUCAGCAGUUUGUGGUCAGAAACUUUAUUGUGGCCACCACUGAUGCUACGGUAGUCCAUGUGACUGGAGAUGGCUGCAAGCUUGAAAUAUUACUGCAGGAGCAUAAUUUCCCCCUGCAUGCCAUCUGCUGUCACCCCACGUACCCCAUCCUCUGUAUGGGGAGCUACAGCGGCCUCCUCAAGCUCUGGAACUACGAAGAGAAGAAAUACAUCUCCAGCAGGAUCUUUGGAAUGGGGAACUACAUCAACUGUGUGGCCUUUGACAACACAGGUACGCUGCUGGGUAUUGGUGUGACUGACGGAAGCGUUCACAUCCUAAACGCCUUCUCUUUGACUGAUGAGUGCAAAGAGCCUUUCCAAUAUGCCAAAGAUGCCAUCACGCAGAUCACCUUCUCUCAUGAUUCUCAGUAUCUGGCAACUGUGGAUAGUAAAACCACCGUGACUGUGUUUGUCCUACGCCGAACCUCGGCUGAUAAAGUCUGGAAGUAUUUGGGCAAGCACACUUCACACUUCAAACCCAUCCAAACCCUCACGUUUGGGAUUCACCUGGACACCAAAGAACCCAGGCUGUUGUCUCUUGGGGAAGACCGGGUUCUGGUAGAGUAUGACCUGGCCAAUAGCACCAAGUAUGACCUACGGAUAUUGAACAGUGAAAGGAUUGAGCAGAGUGCGGUACCAAUGUGCAUGGCUUGGUAUCCGCCCAUCACUACAGAAAGCUUCAUCGUAGUGGCCAAUGACCAGUAUAAACUGAAGCUUUACAACGCCACCACAAAGAUGUGCAGGAAAACUGUGUUGGGCCCAAAUUUUGGGUCUCCUAUUAAGAAGAUGGUGAUUUUGCCAAACUCAGACAUUGAACCUACAGUUGGUUAUUUAGCAUACAUCAUAGAUGACAAGGUGGGUCUGCAAACUCUGCCGCUGGACGGAAACCCCCACAAGUCCUGCGCGGUUAUCUGCCACGGCAAAAACGUCUCCAACAUUGCCUGCUCCUACGACGGACACUACGUUUUCACCGCUGGAGGAGAUGAUUGCACCGUUCACAUGUGGGAAAUCAACCUGCAGGCCCACGAAGCACUCACUGCCCUGGGAGGCGAGGCGUUGAUCCCGUUCUAUGGUUUGCUGAGAGGGGGAAGAGAAGGACCACUUUUCAAGGAAUUGGAAGAUUAUUUUUACUAUUCCCAGCUGCGUCACCAGAGUAUCAACACAAUUGAGACCAGACAGGUGUCUACUCAUAUAGCACUGGAGGAAAUUCCCUUUGUAAUGAAUGCAGUUGGCUUCUACCCUACGCAGAAGGAGAUUGAAGAUAUGCUAAAUGAAAUGAAAUUCAGUAAAUAUGUGGAAACUGGCCAGUUUGUCACCCAAAUUGACAUCGGUGAAUUUGUUAAACUCCUGGUUAAUCACCGGCCAAUAUUUGGCUACUCCGUCGCUGAACUCCAGAAAUGCUUCGACAUUCUCGGGUAUAAAAACGAAAAUGGAGAGAGUGCAAUUGAACAGGGUCACUUACUGCAGCUAUUGCAAACAAGAGGUGAAUGUAUGACGGAGGAAGAGGUGAACGAGUAUCUCGCCACACUCCUGGGCUUGAAUUCAGAGGGAGGAACAUCUGAACUGAUCACCUUUAUUCCCACAGAUACAGUAACAAUGUUGGAAGAGCAACUUCCAGGUGAGAUUACGACUGAAUUAUUUAUGCAGGGAAUCCUGGAUUUCCCCCUCCUUCUAACUGAAGAAAAAUGCAUUCCACAGACGCCACCUGAGCCAGAACUGGAAUCAACAACAUCACCGUCACCAUAACCACUGUAAAGGAUAAAUGGUCCCAUGCAGCUUCUGUUUGUAUUUAUUAAAAUAAAGACCAUUCUAAACAGUUACUGUCAGCCCAAGUGACUUUCAGUCUAAUCAUCAAAAUACAUUUUCUUUACACAUAAG
Molecule: messenger RNA, 3866 nt
Organism: Callorhinchus milii (elephant shark)
Lineage: Eukaryota; Metazoa; Chordata; Chondrichthyes; Chimaeriformes; Callorhinchidae
Gene: cfap251
Product: cilia and flagella associated protein 251
Exons: 22
Coding region: 45-3734 (1229 amino acids)
Cellular component (GO): sperm flagellum
Molecular function (GO): protein binding
Source: RefSeq, a predicted model, not a curated record